Molecule: messenger RNA, 2470 nt
Organism: Manihot esculenta (cassava)
Lineage: Eukaryota; Viridiplantae; Streptophyta; Magnoliopsida; Malpighiales; Euphorbiaceae
Product: receptor protein kinase-like protein ZAR1
Exons: 2
Coding region: 253-2211 (652 amino acids)
Biological process (GO): protein phosphorylation
Molecular function (GO): ATP binding; protein binding; protein kinase activity
Source: RefSeq, a predicted model, not a curated record
UUGCAGUCGCAGUGUUCCUCGCCACCUCGAUAUCCUCAAAAAAACAAACUUCAAACCCAGAAACCUGCUCCUCGUCGUCUCCUCUUCCCAUUCUACUUCUUCUUUGCUUAGUACUCGUCUUCUUCGCCGUUAGCCACACACACACAUCGUUCAAUAAUCUGCAACUCCUCGUUGCUUUCUUCCAUUCUCUCAAAUUACCAAACCAUGACUCUGAUUAUUUCCUAAUAAAAAACCCCCUUAUUACACUAGAAAAUGCUAAUCAACUCGUUUCCAGUACUCACAGCAUUUCUUGUUCUUCUCCUGUCUACACUCUCUUCCUCUCUUACCACAGAUGGCCUCGCCCUCUUGGCUCUCAAAGCUGCAAUCACUACCGACCCAACUCAAGUUCUUGCCUCUUGGUCCGAUUCUGACUUAACCCCAUGCCACUGGCAUGGAGUUACUUGCAUCAAUCACCGAGUCACUUCUCUCAUUCUCCCUAACAGAAGCUUUACUGGUUAUCUUCCCUCCGAACUCGGUCUACUCGACUCUUUAACUCGACUAACUCUUUCUCACAAUAACUUCUCCAAGCCCGUCCCUUCCCAUCUCUUCAAUGCCAUCAGUCUACGCUCUCUUGAUUUGUCUCAUAAUUCUCUCUCCGGAUCCAUCUCACCCCAGAUAAAAUCCUUAAAGGCUCUAACCCACUUGGAUUUAUCUUCAAAUUUCCUUAAUGGUUCUCUUCCUGAAUUUCUCGUUGAGCUCAAAAACCUCACUGGAACUCUUAAUUUGUCUUAUAAUGCAUUUUCUGGCGAGAUUCCGGAAUCAUACGGGAAUUUUCCGGUGAUGGUCAGCUUGGAUUUAAGGCACAAUAAUCUUAGCGGCAAAGUACCUCAGGUGGGGUCAUUGGUGAACCAGGGUCCUACUGCAUUUGCAGGAAACCCCAGUCUCUGUGGGUUUCCAUUGCAGACUCCAUGUCCAGAGGCUUUCAACAUCACAAGCAGCGGGAACAAUGAAAAACCUGAAAACCCUAGGGACGCUAACCCCAAUGUUGUUACUGAAACCGAAGACAAACAGAAUGCGAGAAAUGGGUCGGUGGCAAUUCCUUUAAUUUCGGGUGUUUCGGUGGUUAUCGGUGCCGUCUCGGUCACAUUGUGGCUUUACCGGAGGAGAUGGGGUUCUGCUGCGGAGAAGGGCAAGAUAGAAAGGGAGAAUAACAUGGGUAGCACCAGUGACAAAAACGAUGGGGGGCAAAAGGGUAAAUUCGUAGUGAUCGACGAGGGGUUUAAUUUGGAGUUGGAAGAUUUGUUGAGGGCAUCGGCGUACGUGGUGGGGAAGAGCCGGAGCGGGAUAGUGUACAAGGUGGUGGCGGGCGGAAGAGGAUCUGGGGCGGUGGUGCCUGCGGUAGUUACUGUAAGGAGGUUGAAUGAGGGAGAUGCCACGUGGAGUUUCAAGGAGUUUGAGUCUGAGGUGGAGGCAAUCGGGAGGGUCCAACAUCCUAAUAUCUUGCGGCUGAGAGCUUAUUUCUAUGCUAAUGAUGAGAAGUUGCUGAUCUCUGAUUUCAUACGCAAUGGGAGCUUAUACACAGCGCUGCAUGGAGGACCCUCGAUUACAUUGCCAACGCUCUCGUGGGCAGCAAGAUUGAAAAUUGCUCAAGGAACUGCAAGGGGUUUAAUGUACAUUCAUGAAUACAGCCCUAGAAAAUAUGUUCAUGGCAACUUAAAAUCCACAAAGAUCCUCCUUGACGAUGAACUCCAGCCCUACAUCUCAGGUUUCGGACUCACCCGUCUCGUCCCCUGCACCUCCAAGUUUACAACUUCAGCAUCCAAAAAGCAGUUUCUGAACCCACCCAUUGUAUCCUCCACAAUGAACUCCAGAGUUUCAACACCCUCAAAUUUUUACUUAGCACCGGAGGCUCGAGCAUUUGGCACCAAGUUCUGUCAGAAAAAUGAUGUGUACUCUUUUGGUAUCAUCCUGAUGGAACUUUUAACGGGUAGGCUGCCUAAUGCAGGACCAGAAAAUGAUGGGAAAGGACUAGAAAGUCUAGUGAGGAAGGUGUUUCGAGAAGAACGUUUAUUAUCUGAGAUUAUAGAUUCAGCAUUGUUGAGUGAGGUUGAUGCAAAGAAACAAGUUGUUUCAGUGUUUCAUAUUGCACUCAAUUGCACUGAACUAGACCCUGAAGUUCGUCCCAGGAUGAAAACCGUGUCAGAGAGUCUCGAUCGGAUCAAAUUGCAAUGAGAAACGAAAGAUGGUUCUUGUAAAAUUUUGUGUGCAGUUGCUUAGACUUCCUAAUGCAGAUUUUGUUCCUUUUCUUUCGGUCGUUUGACAAGUUUGGUGGGAUAAAUGUGUAAGUUUUAGUUUUAUCACUAGCUCCUGCGUGGACUUCUCAGGGAGUAGAUGUAUGUCUUGCAACGUGUAGAUACCUUAUCUACAGGUUUUCUCCUGUAAACUUGUGUGAUAGUUAUGUUUGGAUGAAGGAAAGUUGCAUAAAAGAAAA